Molecule: messenger RNA, 2300 nt
Organism: Polypterus senegalus (gray bichir)
Lineage: Eukaryota; Metazoa; Chordata; Cladistia; Polypteriformes; Polypteridae
Product: serine/threonine-protein phosphatase 2A 65 kDa regulatory subunit A alpha isoform
Exons: 15
Coding region: 50-1819 (589 amino acids)
Biological process (GO): protein dephosphorylation
Cellular component (GO): protein phosphatase type 2A complex; cytoplasm
Molecular function (GO): protein phosphatase regulator activity; protein binding
Source: RefSeq, a predicted model, not a curated record
AGGCGCGGAAACCCCGUGCCUCCUCUAAAGCACGGAGCUACAGCUGAAGAUGGCGGCGGCAGACGGAGACGAUUCUCUAUAUCCCAUCGCAGUGCUCAUUGACGAGCUGCGUAACGAAGACGUGCAGCUACGUCUGAAUAGCAUCAAGAAACUGUCCACAAUCGCUUUGGCACUGGGAGUGGAAAGAACACGGAGUGAAUUGCUUCCAUUUUUAACAGACACCAUAUAUGAUGAAGAUGAAGUAUUGUUGGCACUUGCUGAACAGCUUGGCACUUUCACUCCACUUGUGGGUGGUCCUGAAUAUGUACACUGCCUGCUGCCGCCACUGGAGAGCUUGGCCACAGUUGAAGAAACAGUUGUCCGAGACAAGGCAGUUGAGUCGCUACGCUCCAUCUCUCAAGAACACUCCCCAGCAGAUUUGGAGGCUCACUUUGUCCCACUGGUGAAAAGACUCGCAAGUGGCGACUGGUUCACGUCAAGAACCUCUGCCUGUGGACUCUUCAGUGUGUGCUACCCUCGUGUGUCCAGUACAGUCAAAGCAGAAAUUAGACAACACUUUCGUAAUUUAUGCUCAGAUGAUACCCCAAUGGUUAGACGUGCAGCAGCGUCUAAGUUAGGCGAGUUUGCUAAGGUGUUGGAAUUGGAGUACAUAAAGAGUGAGAUAAUCCCCAUGUUUACUAACCUGGCCUCCGAUGAGCAGGAUUCUGUCAGAUUAUUAGCAGUAGAGGCUUGUGUUAGUAUUGCCCAGCUAUUACCUCAAGAAGAUUUGGAGUCUUUAGUUAUGCCAACGCUGCGCCAAGCCACAGAGGAUAAAUCUUGGCGUGUACGUUACAUGGUGGCUGACAAGUUCACAGAGCUUCAGAAGGCAGUAGGCCCAGAAAUCACAAAGACUGACUUAGUUCCUGCAUUUCAAAAUCUGAUGAAAGACUGUGAAGCGGAAGUGCGUGCUGCUGCCUCACACAAGGUUAAAGAAUUUUGUGAAAACCUGUCCUCGGAUUGUCGAGAGAAUGUGAUCAUGACGCAAAUUUUGCCUUGCGUUAAGGAAUUGGUUUCUGAUGCAAAUCAACACGUGAAAUCUGCCUUGGCCUCUGUCAUUAUGGGUCUUUCUCCAAUUUUGGGUAAAGACAACACAAUUGAGCACCUCCUGCCAUUGUUUCUUGCACAACUCAAGGAUGAGUGCCCAGAGGUGCGCCUGAACAUCAUCUCAAAUCUGGACUGUGUGAACGAGGUCAUAGGAAUCAGACAGCUGUCCCAGUCACUGCUGCCAGCCAUUGUCGAGCUGGCCGAGGACACAAAGUGGCGAGUCCGACUGGCGAUUAUUGAGUACAUGCCAUUACUAGCAGGCCAGCUGGGAGUCGAGUUCUUUGAUGAGAAGCUGAAUUCCCUCUGCAUGGCCUGGUUGGUGGACCACGUUUAUGCUAUCAGAGAAGCAGCCACAAGCAACUUAAAGAAGCUGGUGGAGAAGUUUGGAAAGGACUGGGCCCAGGCUACCAUCAUUCCCAAGGUCCUGGCGAUGUCAAAUGAUCCAAAUUACUUACACAGAAUGACCACUCUGUUCUGCAUCAAUGUUUUGUCAGAUGUGUGUGGACAAGAAAUCACUACGAAGCACAUGUUACCCACAGUGGUGCGCAUGGCAGGAGAUGCAGUGCCUAAUGUCCGCUUUAAUGUUGCCAAGUCUCUACAGAAAAUAGGACCAAUUCUGGAUAACAGCACUUUGCAAAAUGAAGUCAAACCAGUGUUAGAAACAUUAAAUCAAGACCAGGAUGUGGAUGUGAAAUAUUUUGCCCAGGAGGCAUUAACUAUUCUGGCUUUAGCCUGAGGACCUGCGUCAUCCUGAUGUUGAUGGCACCGUGUUGAUUUUUGUAAAAUGUUUUGCUGCCCAACUCUUACCUUCUCCUUCUUUCAGCAGCACCCUCCGAUCCCCCCCCCCCUUAAGGCCCACUUUCAUCACCGUUCUUGCAUGUCCCUUGAGAGUUCCCCAUAAUCCUUCUUUACAAAAAUCAGUGGACUAUCUCUCCAUAUGUUUCUCCGUAAUCUCCUAUAUGUGCAGUCAGAAGCCCCCACUUUACCGCCGUCCCUCCGACUCUACCACUAUCUGAAGUGCUGCUGCAGACUCUGUAUAAUGUAAUUAAAGCACUGAAUAUUGUGUUCUUUAAGGUGUGUCUCCCAUAUAUAUAUAUAUUUUUUUUUGUUAUUUUUGGUGUUUUUGUUUUCUCCCCUACAAAAAUACAAAAACAUGAUGGUGAUUUUAAAACCGCUUGUCCAUUGAGUGGCCACCAUGCCAGCAUCUAAAUUAACAA